CGCCAGGCCCGGCACCGGCCUUCUGCCCGCCGAACCCCGGGAGUGUAUAAACCGAGCCGGGUCGCUUCCAAUUCCCCAUCCCAUCCUCCUUCAGUCUCAGUCACGAACCCUCUUAAACCACCAUGGAUCCGUCAGCGACAAUUGACCCGGCGACCGGCCAGCCCCUCCCUCCAGACGCGAUCGUGCGCGUGCUCCACAUCACCCCCAAAGUCCACGUCUACACCAUCCCGCGCGGCGCCGUCGCCACCGCCGCAGGCUACGCGGCCUCGUCCUGGACCGCCGACCCGCGCAACCACAUCUUCACCGCGCGCCUGCGCGUGCUCGAGACCUCCUUCACCACCUCCAGCCCCUCGCCGACCGCGUCCCCCUCCCGGACAACAACAACAACAGCAGAAGAAGCCACCGCCGCCGUCGACACCGACGGCACCGGCUCGACGACGCUAAAAGUUGACAUCCUGCUCGAGGACCCGACCAGCGGCGCGCUGUUCGCGGCGGCGCCCUACACCGCGCCAGCGGCGGUCGAGCCGGCGACCGACAGCAGCCGGUUCUUUGCCGUGCGCGUGCGCGACCCGACGGGGCGGCAGAAGGCCACGCUCGGCGUCGGCUUCGAGGAGCGCGGCGAGGCGUUCGACUUCGGCGUCGCCCUGCAGGAGGCCGGGCGCGUGCUCGGGUGGGGUGGGGCCCAUGGGGGUGGGAAGGGGCAACAGGGGAAGGGGGGUGGGCAAGGGAAGGGAGUGGUGCAACAACGGGGCGGAGGGGUAAGAGGGGACGGGGAGGAGGAGGAAGAGCAGGGGAGGAGGGAUCUGAGUUUGAAGGAGGGAGAGACCAUCACGGUGAAUCUGAGCGGGACGAGGUUUGGGCGGCGGGUGGCUGCGGGGCAGUCGUCGCAGGGAGGGGGAGGGAAGACGGAAGAGGAGGGGAAGAGCCUGGCUGCGUUUGCGCUGCCGCCGCCGCCGCCGCCGAGCGCGAGGGAGGCGCGGGCGCAGAAGAGGUUGAGCGCGCAGCAAUUGGGGUUUGAUGACGGGCAGUUUGGGGAGUUUGCUUGAUGAUGGGUGGCCUUAUUUUUUGGUUGUCUUGUGUCUGUCGUUGUCCAGAGCCUGGUUUGGCUUUGGAGGACCGUCCCGCGAAUACCCACCCCAUGUACGUACACCUGUAAUUGAGAGCCGGCACAAUCUCAUGGCUAUAAGAAAACAUAUGCGAGAACCUGGAAAUCUCCCGCCGACGGCGUCCCUACCCCGCCAUCGACUGCAAGCUGUUCCUGCGCGACCUGGACCACAUGCUCUUGAGGUACGGCACGCUCAGCCGCUUGU
Thermothielavioides terrestris NRRL 8126 is the source of this 1310-nucleotide messenger RNA. RefSeq lists its product as uncharacterized. The record is from RefSeq and is a predicted model, not a curated record. Bases 123 to 1046 code for a protein of 307 amino acids. The transcript is spliced from 2 exons. Gene Ontology annotation, biological process: endocytosis. NCBI's taxonomy places the organism in Eukaryota, Fungi, Ascomycota, Sordariomycetes, Sordariales, Chaetomiaceae. Gene Ontology annotation, cellular component: membrane; clathrin vesicle coat.